AUGCUUGUUAACACCCUUACUGUUGCCCUCGUCCUCUCCGCGGCGUCCGUCUUCGCCCAGGCCCCGCUGGUCGUCAACACGCCAACUGAUGCUCGUCAGUGUGAGAACACGCUGAUCACCAUCUCGGGAGGCCUAGGACCCUACUUCUUGGAGAUCCAGCGCGGUAACGAAGUCGUCGAGUCCUUCCAAACGGGCGGGACGUUCAUAUGGAACACCAAUGUUCCUGAAGGCUCACAAAUUGUCCUCCAAGCUAUCGACGCGGACGAGCAUUUCGUCCAGAGCGCAGCUUUCGUCGUUCAGCAGGGAUGGGCGCGCGGCGGAAGGGUGUGCGGCAAUGUCCUGGAUUGCGUGUGA
Trametes versicolor FP-101664 SS1 is the source of this 354-nucleotide messenger RNA. RefSeq lists its product as uncharacterized. NCBI's taxonomy places the organism in Eukaryota, Fungi, Basidiomycota, Agaricomycetes, Polyporales, Polyporaceae. Bases 1 to 354 code for a protein of 117 amino acids. The record is from RefSeq and is a predicted model, not a curated record. The transcript has 6 exons.